UAUGUGUUUUCAUAUUAUUUUUUUACAUGCGAAGGCCGUCUGUGUUCUGUGAAAUCGUGUUUCCGUAGGUUGAAGAUACGCGGCAUUAUUUGAAGUUGUUUAUUUAUUCUCAUGUGUUAUUUUCUUAUGUAUCAAAUGUGUUAAUAUUAUUAAUGGCUGUGAGCAAACUUCCUGAAUGUGUACGAUCACUUUUGAGGACUGGUAUAGUUGUGACAACUCCAGCUCAAACGAUUGUAGAACUGGUAUUAAAUAGUAUCGAUGCAAAAGCCACAUCCAUUUCAGUGCGUGUUGAUCUGCAGAAUUUCAGGCUGGAGGUGUCUGAUAAUGGCUGCGGAAUGAACCUGAAGGACAUUGACAGAGUAGGCACCAGGUACAUGACCAGUAAAUGCCACUCAUUGCAAGACCUGCAUAAUCGCCUCACCCACUUUGGCUACCGCGGGGAAGCCCUGGCGAGCCUACGUGAUGCGACUGGCUUCCUGACCAUCGAGUCCCGUCCUAUUGGCAGUGACGAAACGUACUGCAAGACGUUCAUCCGCGGCAAGCCUUACCGAGCCGCUGUGUCCGAGGUACAGCGGCAGUCUUUCGGGACAACGGUGACCGCUGUAGAAUUCAUGUACAACUUACCAGUGAGGAGGAAACAAAUUAAGGAAGCAUUAGAUAUAGAGGAGAUUAAGUAUCAGCUGGAGUGUAUUGCAGUCAUACAUCCACAGAUCUCAUUUCACUUACGUAAUGACGUUACGUCUAAAACAAUAAUGCAAUCUUACAGAUGCUCAUCCAUUGUACAGGCAUUUUCUUGCUUAUUUGGUGAGAAAAUAGCUAGCUAUCUUGCACCUGUGCAUCAUGAGUUGAGUGGAUACAAGCUGACUGGUCACAUUAGCAAACACUCUCACACACUAAAACACUUGCAGUUGGUUUAUGUGAACAGAAGACUUGUGCGGAAGACAAAGAUACACAGGCUUGUCAAUACGCUGCUGGCUAAAAGUUAUAUACUGAGACCGAAUGGACCUUGGAAGAAUUCACCAAUCUCAAAGAACUUAACCUCUGCUUUUUGGCUUACUUUUCCUGCACGUGAAAAAAGAAACAAAUUUGCUGUUUUUGUUUUGAACAUACAAUGUGCGCACACUAAUUACGAUGUCAGCUUUGAACCAAAGAAAACUUUCAUAGAAUUUGUAGACUGGGAUGUGGUCCUUAAACUCAUUGAUGAAGGUGUCAGAAAGUUUUUAGCUCAGGAAACUAUAGGUUUGAUUGACGAUAGCCCGUCUGUAUCUAGAGGCAGGGACCAUCAGAGCCAAAUGUCUGUUAUGCGGGAAAUGGAGGACCUGGAGAAAGAGAGUGCGUUGGCCUCUGCAGACAUACAAAAUGCUUCUAGCAAUGAUAAAGAUCCUACCCACAUUGAUGCAGAUGAUAGGAGAAAGUCCUUGGUCACUCAUGGUGUAAGUGGUUUGCCGGCUAGAAGAAGGAAGCUUAAGUGCGAGCAGAUUAUUCCACAGUGUGCCAUUCCAGAGUGUAGUCAGGAAGGAUCCAACUCCUUAAAAAAAUUUGCCAGUCAAAAUGUUACAUCACCAGAACAUUUGGAAACCUUCUCUGAGAAUCCAUUUCCAACCACGUCCAGUUUGUCAGAUUCAGCAGAACAGCGGACAAAAAAUAAGGGUGCAGAUAGGAAUGCUCCUGCAGAAAUUAAUGAAUCAUUUCUUCCCCCUCCACCCAAAAUACCUCGGACGAGAUUUAGUAACAAAAUUUUGUUGAUGGAAAGCACUGAUUCUGAAGACCCCAUAUCUUCAACUCGAUGGAUGCGUAAUAGUGACAGGAGGUACGCAGAUGGUCAGAAGGGCAAAUACGUAGAUGCCCACAAAAAUUUGGACAUGACGAAGGGUAAACUGAAAAAUUUUUCGUUUAGCUUGAAGAAAAAUAAUGUCUGUCAAGAGAGGCGGAUUUCAAAAAAUUUAGUUGAGCGACACAAAAUGCCAAUUCUGAAAGGAGCUAAAAAAACUAAAGUGAUAGGUACUUUAAAGAACUUUUCAUUCUGUACUCCGAAUAACAGGCAUUGUGCAGCACAGCAGAGUGGUGAAGAAAACACCAGCAUGGAAGCAAUUGCUAGCACUCAGACAAAUUUCUCAGGAGAUUGUCAUUCAGGUGCUGAAUUUAGUUUCUCUGCUCCUGUGUCCAGAAGGUUGUCACGUACAACUACACACAAACCACUAUUGCUCUCGAAAAGUUCUCAGACUGAGGAAGGUUUUCAUGAAUUUGAAACUAAUAAAGAAGGAAAUUUCCAGUCUUCAGUUCAUAAACGAGACAUAGGAAUAAAUGCUCCAUGUGAAAUAUUGACUCCUGCUGACACUGUUUUAAUUGAACCAAAAUUAAAUCAUAAUGCUGUGAUAAAAGAAAAUUCUGAACUGAUUUCUCAGAAACCAAGUCUGACCACUGAUGCUCCAAAAAAGUCACUAGAAUUUUGUAAUAAAGUCAUGAUUGUAAAUAACAGCAUUGCAGAUGAAACUACCUCAAGAAAAUGUACAGAUAAUUUGUUGAAGUCUUGUUUGAAAAAUAACUUACACCUAGAACAAUCAGUUUGUUGCAAGCAAGCAGCAAGCAAGUCAGUAUCAUUUAGUAGAAAUUCAAAAUGUAACAUUACUGCAUACACAGUAAAAUUGCAAUCUGAUGAUAAAAGAAUUCUGUUGUCAAAAGAUGAUCAACAAGAAGCACCAUAUUUUCAAAGAGCUGAGUCUCAGUCAUCACUUCUUGAAAAUAAAAAGUUUUACAUGACUAGUUCAGAUUUUUUACACACCUUCAAAGCAUCAGAAAAGAUAUCACUAUCUCUCUUUAAUUGCGAUAGCUGUGGUACUGGGGACAUUUUAAAUAAUCCAGCUGGUAUUCCAGUAGAAAAUAACUCAAAUAGUAAUUGUGAUAAUAUUUCAAGUUUCAAUGAAAUUUACAGAAAAUAUUUAGAAAAUAAUGAUAAUUCUUCAAAACAGGGAAGAAAAUUAGAAAUGCUGGCAUCAAAUGGUGAUUCAGAUUCUGAAGCUAGAUGUAAAUGUUCAAACAUACUAUUGCAUUUACAUGAUGAUUUAAGAAACAAAGUUUGUGAUACUCAGAAAACUAAAAAUAUAGUGGAGAAGAAAACAACAAUUUAUUUCAGUCCUAUUGAAAGUGGAAUGUUGUCAAGAUUGUCUAACCAGUCAGAAAGUCCAAUUUGUGUUGUUUCUGUGCCAGUAAUUUCUUCAGAUGAUGACAGUUUCUGUGUAGAUUCUGAAGCAGGCUUUAAUGACAUGAAUAGCAAAAAGGAAGAAGAAUUCCAUUCAGUUGCCUUUUCUUUAGAAAAAUGUAAUAAAGAUACAGACACUAUCAGCGAUUCUUCUUCCUUGUGUGGUUCUUCAAGUUCACUUGCUGAUAAAUUUCAAAUGCAUAAGGAAAUAAACUUUUGUGGUUCCCUGUCAAAUGCUAAAGGAUACGAAAAUUGUUCAUCACGUCCUGGAAAUAAAAAAAUUAAUUCUCCAGAUGACUGUUCAUAUGAUGUUAGGUUUGAUAGUUCUGAAAAUUGUGUAAGCUCAAAAGAGGACAGUAUUCCUUGUGGACAGAUAUGUGUUUCACCUGCAAAGAAUUUGAAUGCUCAGAAUUUUGGAUGCGACAUUAAUGCAAAGGUCAAUGGUAGUUUAAAACUGUCUAGUUUGUAUGAAUGUAAACAAUACCAUAAAGAACCUUUUACAGAAAUAUGUUCAUUAGAUUUUUUUUGUGGUGCCAGAGAAACUGUAAAAUCACUUUGCAGCUGUACUUGUGGAACCAAAGAGGACAACAGUAACAUACAUGAUACUACCAAAAAGCUUCCUUACGGCAUUAGCAAGGAAGGUGAUUCCUAUGAGAAAGAGGUACUAAGGGAAAGAAAAAUGAGUACGAAGAAGCAGGUCCUUCAAUUGAUUUCUUCAAAUAUAAAAAUUUUGGCUCCCUCUAGUGACAGUAAAAUGGUUGUCGAAUCUUCGGAAGGUCAGUGUUCGGAAAGUCAUUGCAGUGAAUCUGGUACUGUUCAGAAAAGUGCAACUGUUGAAGGUGAAAACUGUAAUACUCAUCAAGAAAUCAGAGAUGAAACAUCAGAGAGGAGUCAGGGAAGGCAAAGCAUUACUACCUCCAAAUAUUGUAGAGAAAAGGUUUUGGUUGGCAACAGUAGCAUUGACAGCAGUGCUGAUGUGCUCACAGGACCAGAAAAUGGAAUGGAAAGUGGUGCAGAAGUUCAGAUUAGCCAGACAUGUAAUGCUCUGUACAAUGCUUGUGAUAGCUUUGACAAGGAAAAAGAUAACACAGACAUAGUUGCUGGGGAGGUUCCUAAUGCAGAUGGCGACUUUCUGGCAACUUCUGUAUCCUCGCAGAUCCUGAUUGAAGUAAUGGACAAGGCAGUACAAAGCAUGAGUGACAGUACUUCAGAUCACAGCAAAAACCAGUUAGAUUGUAACAGAUUGUAUACUGAUGGGCAGAGCGCAAGUGCAUCAGAAAAAAAUCAAUCUGUGCAAAACACAAGUAAUGAAAAGGCAGCAGAAAAGGGUAACAGACCAGAAGAUUGGUCAGAAGCCUUUGAUAGCAGUGGGAAAAAAUACUACAUGCACACUAGAAGUGGAAUCACAUCUUACGAGGCACCGGUACCAACACAGGAACAGGCUACGUUCAAGAUAACGAAGAGAUAUGAUUUCCUGCCGAAAGGAAUGUCUCCAAUUCUUCAGCUGCCGACUAGCAGAAGCUGCGAAACUGCGUGCUUGGCCUCUGAACAGCUUGAAAUGCUGGCUGAAGCAGUCUCGGAAGGUGGACGGUUGCAGAAUGAAUUGACGUCAGUCAAAUGGGGUACCUCAGAAGCGGAGAAACCAGGCGUAGGCUCUAGCUGUAUGGAUUUGGUUGACCAACUGAUGUGCAGUGCUGACCGGCGAAUGGGAUUUUGCGAGCAAGAUGUCCCGAGCACCAAACUUACAGAGAAGAAUGCAAUCAAAGUUUACAACAUUAUGUUUCCACAUUUGCUCACUAAAGAUUCUCUUGUGGCUGCAAGGGUGCUGAGGCAGGUUGACAAGAAAUUAAUUUUAGCCGUGACCACUAUGGAGAAAUCGGCGCCACCUCAUCUCCUUGUCCUGUUUGACCAACAUGCUGUCCAUGAGCGAAUAAGAGUAGAGAAACUUUUCAAAGAUUAUAGAAUGGAAGGAAGUUUAACCCAGUUCAGGUCAACGGAUGCUGAGCCAAAUAUAACUAUGGAUCUUAGUGCUCAGGAGGUGAGAAUUCUCACCAGUUUUGAAAAUGAAUUCCACCAAGCGGGCCUCUACUACAAUGUCAUGAACGAUACACAAAUUCAAGUUACGAAAAUACCCACUUGCCUGCAUGAGAGAGAGAAUCGUGAGGCUAAGCGUGGCACGUCUGUGCUGAAGAAAUUCCUGGAGUCUCUGAUCAGAGAGCAGGUGGAUGCUCUGAUACAGACUCACGGUAUCCCUUGCAGCGUGCCGCCCACUCUCCGCGACAUCAUCAACUCAGAGGCUUGCAAAGGCGCUCUGAAAUUUGGUCACGAGUUGUCAACGGCGGAGUGCCAAAUGCUCGUGAAACACCUGGCCCUGUGUGACAUGCCUUUCCACUGUGCGCACGGCCGGCCGUCUGUCGUUACCAUAGCUGAUCUCAACUUGAUCAAUCAGCAGGAGCAAUAUGAAAGACCAAGAUUGUGGAACUGAAGAAACCUAAAGCAGUAAAUAACAUUGGAUCUAAAAUUAAAACCUCAUUUCUCCAUUUUAUAUCGAAGACCUGUUUUCUUUAUUGUUACAAUCUAUUAAAACCACUUUAUGCUUUAAAACAGUCUGACAUAAGGUUUGAAUUGAUAACUGAUCAAAGGUGCUUUAAUUGUACCCUAUAUGCAUAGAUAUGUAAAUCCCUGUUAAGAAGUUUCUCAAGGUACUUUGAAAUUGAGACUUAUUAACAGGGUAAAAGUGUAUGUAUUUAUAGGCCCAGUGCUAGAGUUUUUAAAUUUACUAUGCAAGAAAUUUUCCAAUGGGGGAUUUUAUUGCGAAUGAUUUACUUAGUUGCUAUUUCUGCAGGAAUAUUGGUGCGCAGGAAAAGAAAGAAAAAGUGAUAUAUGCUUAUGUAAGUGAUAAUAUCCCUGUUUAAGUGUUAUGUGUUGAUGAUGUACCAUUCAGGGAGUGGAUAUAUUUGGGAGAGUACCUCUUGGGUUGGAUGAAGGAAAAACUUUUAUUACCAAAAAUGUAUCUUAUGUCAAAAGAGGAAUCAGUACAAGAUAAUUAUGGAGGGAGUUGUUAAUGAUACAGUAAUUAUAUUACACAAAGGUGGGUACAACACAACAAGGACUCCUUGCUUCUCAAAUUAAGUACCUACCAUGCAGGGGUGCAACAACAGGGGGGGGGGGGCAAGGGUAUAUUGCCCCCCCCCCCUUCAGAAACAUUGAAGUGGGGGCAAACGGGGGCAA
Messenger RNA from Bacillus rossius redtenbacheri, 6430 nucleotides. RefSeq lists its product as uncharacterized. The transcript has 10 exons. Gene Ontology annotation, cellular component: mismatch repair complex. Gene Ontology annotation, biological process: mismatch repair. Gene Ontology annotation, molecular function: ATP-dependent DNA damage sensor activity; mismatched DNA binding; ATP binding. The record is from RefSeq and is a predicted model, not a curated record. Bases 153 to 5684 code for a protein of 1843 amino acids. NCBI's taxonomy places the organism in Eukaryota, Metazoa, Arthropoda, Insecta, Phasmatodea, Bacillidae.